Nelumbo nucifera (sacred lotus) is the source of this 1924-nucleotide messenger RNA. RefSeq names its product trihelix transcription factor GTL1. NCBI's taxonomy places the organism in Eukaryota, Viridiplantae, Streptophyta, Magnoliopsida, Proteales, Nelumbonaceae. The record is from RefSeq and is a predicted model, not a curated record.
UUCUCUUUACUUGCCUUUCACCUCAUUCCCUGGCCUUUAGUAACCUUAUCCUGGUCAGGCCUUUUUUACCGUAACCGCCUACCGGUGACCGGAGAAUGAAACACGCUGAUUUUCCCGACAACAUAUCACCGUUUCCCCAUGCCGGAGACCUACUGUAUUGUCACCGGACCGCCCUCACUUAUUCCAAUGGGACCGAAUUUCGACCGCCGUUGCCUCUCCAGAAGCUCCGCCCCAUCAGAGGCAACAGGGGAGAGCCGGUUGAGUAUUCAGAAUGUCCAGCGAAUUUCCACGAAGUUGAGUUUCCGGAAAAGGCUGCACCGGAAAACCUACUGAACUGUCAGGAGUCGGUUGUUGCCCUUCCACCAGAAAUCGAGUUUCAGCCUCCAGUAAUGCUACAAACGCUCCCUCCAAUUAGAACAGGUGGGGAUCCGACCGAGUGUUGUGAUUCUCCGGCGAACGUCAGUGAAGUAGAGCUGCCGGAGGAAGAAGGCGAUACUGGAAACGGGUGGUCGCAGGAGGAUACUCUUGCGCUGCUGAAAAUCCGGUCGGAAAUGGAUGCCGAGUUUAGGGAUACAAACCCUAGUGGACCUCUGUGGGAGAUCGUGUCCAGGAAACUUGAAGGACUGGGUUACCACAAAAACCCAAAAAAUUGCAAAGAGAAAUUCAAGAACAUUUACAAGUCAUACAAGAGAUCUAAACAAAAGCAAGUGAGCAACCAAGGUGAUAAAAUGUACAAGUUUGUUGAUGAACUCGAAGCUUUAUGUAGUCAAAAUAACAAUAAUCCAACUGCAGAAACCCUGAAAUUGGAUGAUGCUAGAAUCCAAACCCCAGACCCUGUUCAGAACUCACAUCAAAUUAUCAAUGUGGGGACCAACUCAAUUGAUUUCUGGUCCGAUUUCAGUUCUUCUGAUGAAGAUAAUAAUGAUGACUCUAUGUCAGAGGACAUCAUAGAACCCAUGAAUUGGAAAAGGAAGAGAAAAACAAGGAUGAAGCUUGAGGUUUUCUUUGAAAAUUUAAUGCAUAAGGUAAUCAAGAAGCAAGAGGAGAUGCAUAGACAGUUGAUGGAGAUAAUAGAGAAGAGGGAGAGGGAUAGGAUUAUCAGAGAAGAAGAAUGGAAGCAGCAAGAGAUGGAGAGGGUCAAAAGAGAUAAGGAGAUGAGAGCCCAAGAGGCUUCUCGCAGCUUAGCCAUUAUUUCCUUCAUAGAGAAGGCUAUGGGACAGCAGUUCUACAUUCCACCGUCCCCAGAAUACUUGUAUCCAGGAGAAGAACAAGAUGAGAAGCAUGAUAAGACAGAUCAUAGUUUUGACCCUAAUAACAGGAGAUGGCCAAAGUCUGAGGUACAAGCCCUCAUCACGCUUCGAACCUCAAUGGAUCGUCAAUUUCGAAGUACUGGCCCAAAAGUUCCUAUGUGGGAAGAGAUAUCUCUUGCAAUGUCUUCCAUGGGCUAUAGCCGCAGUGCUAAGAAGUGUAAAGAGAAAUGGGAGAAUAUCAACAAGUACUUCAAGAGAUCAAUAGAAAGUGGCAAGAAGCGCCCUGAAAAUGCAAAGACAUGCCCAUAUUUUCAUGAAUUGGCUAUCCUGUACAAAAAUGGAUUCAUCAAUUCUGGAAACGCCUCUAAUAAUGCAAUUAAAGAAGAUGAAGACAGGAGCACAACUGAAGAAAUACUGGCAACUUAGGUAUCAGUUUCUAUUUCAAUGCCAUAGACAUUGAACAAGGUCAUGAAAGCUCAGUCUGAUAUUCCCCAAUUUAUUUAGUGGUUUUCCCUGGUGCUUUGGUAUUCUUUUCUUCAGUCUGUUUGAUCUUGUUUACUUGGGCAUAAAGAGAUGAUAUAAUUCUGUUCUUUGUGUAUGCUUACAAUGGAUUGGACAUUGAAAACAGUACAAAUAACUUGCAUUUUUUAUGAAAUAAUACAGAAUGUCUACUC